AUGGUUCGUCUUCCAGCUGCUCCAGUUUUGCUGGUCGCCGCACUUUCAGCAGCAUGUGCAGACGCUCUCGCUACUACCACAACAAAAAUCGAGCUUCGUCCAAAAGCGAAGCAAAAACUCACCUCCAGAAGUGCCGUUUCGAUCGUGCGCGGCCUUCAGAGGGGUGAAAAUGCUACUGCAGAGGAGGUCCAGAUUGUGAACAACAACAACAUGAUGUUCUAUGGAGACAUCAGUAUCGGAACGCCCGCUCAGAAUUUCACGGUUGUCUUCGACACCGGCAGCAAUGACCUCUGGGUCCCUGGUCAACACUGCCCUGAUGCUUGUUGCAAAAACCACAAGCAGUUCCAUCCACGUGAGAGCACCACGUUUAUCUCCACCGGAACUGGACAAGACCUCUUUUACGGCACUGGAGCUGUCCGCGCCCGUUGGGGUGUGGAUAAGGUGAAGAUCGGAGAUCUCGAGGUGCCGUGGCAAGGAGUGGGCGUGACGCAAAGUUAAGCAUUGGAAGUUGACCUAGUAUCUAAGAGCAUACCUAGUAAAAUUAUAGGUCCUUUUGAACUUCUGUUGACCUAUCUACUAAGAGCAUACCAUGUGGAGACCUUUUGAAGGGGCUGCAAUGACAUAGUAGAUAUUCGAGUUACUUAGAUCGGUCAACUUACUGCAACCGCUAACAACAGGAGACGGAUUUCCCGUUUAAGGACUCGCCGAUGGACGGGAUCUUGGGACUGGGACUCAACAUGCGCAGAGCGUCGCAGAAAUACAAACGCGACUUUCAUCGCCCAAUCCUGGACAACAUGAUCGAUAAGGGCGUGAUCACUGUACUAUUUUUCAUUGCGAUUUAUUGCUUUCAUCGAUCUUUAUUCUCUUGAAAAAACAUGGAUGAAGAGAAUUUGGCGAUAGUCGCGAGAACUUCUCGUCUUAGCAUCAUCGUCACCAUCAUCACCAUUUUUCCUUCCAUCCUUCCAAUGACAUCAAUGUCAUCAAAACAAUACAGCACAACCAAUUUGGCUUCUAUUUUUCCGGGAACCCGACCAAACCUGGCUACAUGACCCUUGGCAAGAUCGACGAGAGCAAGAUCAUCCCUGGUUCCAAGAUGUUCUGGUCUAAUGUCACCAUGGAUGGACGCUGGACCAUCGAUCUCGUCGAUGUCAAGGCUCACGGUUCUGAAUUCGGUUUUUGUGGUGAGCAAGGUUGCACCGGAUUGGUUGAUACUGGAACCAGUCUGAUCACUGCUCCGAAGAAGUUCAUUCCGACGAUGAACGAAGUGAUGGGAGUCGAGGAAGACUGCAAUGGGUUCGACAAUUUGAAACCGUUGACGUUCGUUUUCAGGGAUGCGGAAAAACCAGGUGAAUUGUACGAGUUGGAUCUGCAACCGAAAGACUACAUGAUGGAGGAGAUGAACCCGGAAACGGGGAAACGCCAGGCCUGCGCAAUGGGGAUUAUGUUAUGAGAUCAUGGAUAUUUGUAUUUCUUCUUUCGGAUCUAAUGUUAUCUAGCAAUAAUCGCUUUUCGAGGACCUCCAUCCUUUCCUUGAAAUUGCAUAUUUUUCUUCCUCUAACUUCCCCCGCCGAGAUGGGUUUUGGACGUGAGGAGAAGUCGCAGAAGGGCAAACCAGCUUGGAUUCUGGGUGACGUAUUCAUUCGUGCGUUUUUCACCGUGUUUGACCGUGACAAUCUGCGUGUCGGAUUCGCGAAAGCUGACCACAAGGAAGAUGGUGAAGAACAAGUGAUGGCGGAGACUGUUUCUAAGGGAGAGGAAGAGCAGAAGGAUGAGGAGGUGGAAGAAUUUGCUCAACAACAAUCUACAUCCGCCAAGACCACUACAUCCGCUCAAGUCGAUGCGAUGCUGAGCAGCAAGCCAGUCGAGUACCUAACAGAGGUGACUACUUCUAAGAACAUCAAAGAUGUCGAUACAACCACCGCUACAGAAGAAAAGAAGUCUGUGCGGGACAUCAUCCGUCAUUUAGCUCCUACCGUGCCAGUUGAAGCUGUUGAGGAGGCUGCGCCGUUCUCAUUCCUCGAGAAGAAGCAUGCUGGACAAUCAUCUCACCAGCUGCUCAAGUUGCACAGUGUUGGUGUUCACAUUGAUAACCUUGGUGGAGAUGGAGAACAGCAAUCUGCACAUGAUCAGAGGUCCUUUUUGGAACAGCACGAUGACCUGGAUGCGUACAGCUUCGCUGGCGCGACAACAGAUCCAUCCUCUGAUCCGGAAGAUCCUCUGCUACUGGAGACCAAGCACAACAAGCAUGAAAUGCCCACGACGGCGCUUUUUCGCCACGCCUCUGGGCCAUUCGACAUGCAGGCUGCCGCACCGUUUGUGUGGUAG
Messenger RNA from Amoebophrya sp. A25, 2325 nucleotides. The record is from the annotation of a GenBank genome assembly. NCBI's taxonomy places the organism in Eukaryota, Dinophyceae, Syndiniales, Amoebophryaceae.